AUGUCUCACCUAUUCUUUAAUUUUUUGCGCUCCAUAAAAAAGGAGGAACAAGACAUCAUCAAACAACAACACACACCAACAAUAACGUUUUCAUUCUUGUUCUUCUCACUCAAAAAGGAUGAACCACAAAACAACAACAACCAUUUCUCCUCUAUUCUUACUCAUGAAGAUGAUGUUACUGAUGACGAUCGUGUUUGUCUCCACUUUUCAAUCGGUGAUCCUUCUUGCCCUACCUGCGAUUGUCAACAACAACUCAUCACCAACAAUAAACGAAAACGUAGUCCCCAACAACAACAACUAACCCUAAAGAACAAGAAAACACGCAUCAUCAUCAAACAACAACACAAACCAACAACAAUGUUGUUCUCUUCCUUGUUCUCCUCACUCAAAAAUGAGGAAUCACAAAACAACAAACCUUCCUCCUUUGUUGUUACUCAUGAAGAUAAUGUUACUGAUGAUGAUCGUGUUUGUCUCCCACUUCUCAAUUUGAUUGUUCCUGUCUUGGGUGGUCUUCAAGUUUGUGAGAAUCGAGGUGUUCAUGUUCGAGUAUGGGAUAUCGACAUAAACUCUCUCCAUUCUCUCGUUUUCACAAUACGUCCUUCCAAUCAAAGCCACAUUUUCAAAGACACAUGGAUCAAGGAUUUCGUACUUCGAAGAAACUUACAGGUCGAAGAUGAAAUCGGCUUGAUUUGGGAUCGAUAUAACCAAAACUUUGUUUUCUCGGUUCUUCGUGCCUGUCGUCAUCAUCAAGUCGAUUAA
Trifolium pratense (red clover) is the source of this 759-nucleotide messenger RNA. RefSeq lists its product as uncharacterized. NCBI's taxonomy places the organism in Eukaryota, Viridiplantae, Streptophyta, Magnoliopsida, Fabales, Fabaceae. The record is from RefSeq and is a predicted model, not a curated record. The coding region runs from base 1 to 759 and encodes 252 amino acids. The transcript has 2 exons.